AUGCAUCGUACCCCACCUCGCGGUGACGUCAAACUUCCGUCAGCUAAGCUUAGUGCGGUGACGAAGAAAAGGAACGAAGUAGAGGAGUUGCUGUCCAACCAAACUCUUGACCUCGAACUGAUUAGGAAGCUUUAUACUGAAUAUCUCGUUAAAGUCGACAAUCUACUGGAAUCUUGUGACAGCCAGGAGCUUGGUGAAUGGGUCCAUCCUCACAAAAAACGGAUCGAUUCAUUCCGUGAUCGCAUCGAAGGGCUUUUUGCUUCUCAUAGGGAGGUGGAUUGCGCAAGUCGAACCGAAGCAAGGUCUUCACGCUCGGUCCGUUCUCAUCAUACGUCUGCGUCGAGUACGUCAUCAGCACGAAUCCGCCUGGCAGAAAAGAAGGCAAAGACUAUCGCCGAUAAGCAACUUCUCGAAAAAGCGAAAGCUCUGGAGUGUGAGGAACUGGCCCUAAAACGCGAACAGGCAAGAUUGCAGGAUUUCAAGAGGAGAGUUGAGGUUGAACGCGCUGAAAUCGAAAACCAGGUUUUAGAAGCUGAACUCGAUAAAAUCGAAAGGAGCAGCUCCUCGUACGAUCGACGCUCAUCAGUUCAUUCGAUAUACGACGUUGGUGGAGCCACCCAUGGCGUUGCAGCGCGAGAUUCGGAGGUCGUUCUUCCCAAUGCGCAAAGUGACUCCCUUCUUCACGUUCUUACGAGACAGAACGAGAUCUCGAGCAAUUUGAUUAUUAAUCAGCAACAAAGCUUCUUGCCCAAGCGUGAACUGCAAUCCUUCGAUGGAUCUGACGCAACAGAAUUCAAUGUGUUUCUGCGUAAGUUCGAUAAAAUGAUAGAAACGAGAUGCUCCGAUCCUGCGGACAGACUAUCAUACCUAGAGCAAUUUACAGCGGGCGAAGCACAGAAGUUGGUGAAAAGUUGCAUCAAUGACGAUCCCGACAUUGCUUACCGGCAGGCCAGAACUCUGCUUAAAGAAGAAUUCGGGAAUGAGUUUAAAAUUGCGCACGAAUACUUGGAACGCUUGAAUAAGUGGCCUCAGAUAAAGGGCGAGGAUGUCGGAGCAUUACAAGAUCUCUCCAUUUACUUGCUUCGAUGCCAGAGUUAUCUCGAAUCUGCUUCCCCGAGCAACCCUCUGAACAGCCCUGUAGAAAUAAUGAACAUUAUUCAGAAGUUACCUUACAAGACCAGGGAGCAGUGGCGUCGUAAGGCUUAUCAGAAGCAGAAGAACGCCCAAAAUGUGCACUUCGGCGAUCUCGUUAACUUCAUUCGUGAAGAGGUUGCCCUUUUGAAACAACCCCUGUUCGGACAGAUUACCGAUCCCCGAACCACAACGAAGGACAAGGGUAAUAAAACCAAGGUCAACGCCACGAUGCUCCAUGACGCGAAGAUUUCGGUGCACUGUGAUUACUGUGAAGGUGCAAAUCAUUCCUUGGAACAGUGUUCAAGUUUCAAGUCCAGAUCCUUUAAGGAAAAAUCGGAGUUCGUCAAGAAGCACAAUCUUUGUUUCGGAUGUCUUCGACGAGGUCAUACGUCGAAAUUUUGCAAGAACAGAAGAUCUUGUGCGUUAUGUCGCGGGAGGCAUCCAACUAUCAUGCAUGACCCGACGCUUCGAAUGGUCGAGAGGGUUCCCCUCUCCGCUGAACCGGGGAGUGGGUCCGAAGCUAAGUCUGAUAUUCCGUCGGAGUUAGACGUAUCCGGGGAAAGCGAUCGCUCCUCUACUUCAGCCAGGGCAAGUUUCGUCGGUGGGGCCGGUGGGAUUAAAGGCCGCGUUAUGUGUCCAAUAAUUGCCGCUAAAAUUAGGAUUCGAAAUGGUCAAUUUAUCACGGUGAACGUCGCUCUCGACAGCCAUUCAUCGGAUAGCUGGAUUAGGGACGAUCUAAUUGAACAGUUGGGUGCCGGUACUCGCCCCACAAAGGUUUUUUUGAGCACCAUGGAAAACGUGAAGAAGGAAUUGACGACUGCUAUUUUGACCCAUUUGGAGAUCUCUCCGCUAGAUGACAGUAAAUUAACGUCGAUUCCCAUUCUGUUUACGAAGCCUUCAGAAAGCUGGCCUUUUUCAAGAGACGAUAUUCCCACCUACAAAGACGUCGAAAAUUUGCCUUAUUUGGAAGAUGUGCCAUUCGAUUUUGUGACCGUCGAUGUUGGCGUCCUGAUAGGCAUGAACUCGCCUGGUCUCAUUAAGACCUACUCAACGGUUAGUGGCGAGUGGGAGCAACCGUUUGCAUCGCUUCACUGGCUCGGUUGGGCGUUCAACGGUCCAAUUGCAGGACGUCAGCAGGGAGCGCGUUGCAAGCGGUCGUGGUUGAAUAUUCAAAACCUAGAAGCGGACAUCGAACGCUUCUUUUCGCACGAUUACUUCGAGCCGGACGACCAGCCCACAACGUCGGUCGAAGACGAAAGAUGGCUCAAUAAGGUUAAAACCAGUUUACGACGGACUUCGAAUGGAAAUUAUGAGAUCGCGUUGCCGUUCUACGACGACAACGUUUCGUUCCCGCUGAAUAGAAGACAGGUCGAGGCAAGGUUUGCGUCUUUGCUAAGGAAAUUCCGGAAGGACGAACGAUUUGCGAACGACUACACAACCUUCAUGAAUGGAUUGUUGGAAAAGGGUUAUAUUGAGAAAGUACCCGAAGAUGAUAUCGUGGUUCUUGACGAGUAUCGGCUUAAAGUCCAUGUAUUUGGUGCUCGUAGUUCGCCGAGUGUUGCCAAUUUUGCCCUGAGACAAGCCGCCGUCGACUUUUCAACUGACCCGCGAACGAAAAGUGCGAUUUUCAACAACUUUUACGUGGACGAUGUUCUUAAAUCAGUCGAAGGGGUGCAAGAAGCGGCAACCUUGUAUAGGAACAUCGGGAGGGUCCUUUCGCAGGGAGGCUUCAAGUUGACCGGAUUUUGUGCCAAUUCUAAGGAGCUCGUGCAUUUGGUUCUUGGCGUCGGAGAGUCGAGCGUUGUCGGACCUGUUCAUGAAAUAACCGGACAUGCACCAAAUAGCAAGACUUUGGGUCUCGCCUGGAACACCCAGGGAGACGUUUUAAUGUACAAUUUCGACCGGCUUGGCCGAGGGGCGACUCGUCGAGAUGUCUUGAGCAUUGUUGCAUCAAUAUACGACCCCUUGGGCGUUGCGUCACCCACUAUAGUCAGAGGCAGGAAAAUAUUCCAGGAGUGUUGCCGCCUCAAGUUGGCCUGGGACGACGUGCUGCCUCCCAUCUUGCACAAUGCUUGGGUGAAGUGGUUAGACGGCAUCAAAGAAUUGAACUUGAUCAAGAUCCCGAGAUGUAUUAGAACCCCAAGGAUCACCACAGGCGAGGCAGAAUCAGUCGAACUUCAUGUAUUUUGUGACGGAAGUGAAAUGGCCUAUGGAGCCGUUGCCUACGCAAGAUUCGUUUCAUCACGUGAAGUGGAACACUCUCAUGAAGGUUUGUCAUGGGAGCGAGGUGAUUCAUCCUCCCGGGAGGUAGCCGCGCUGACAUGGGAGCUGGCCAUGGCGGCGAAGUGA
Messenger RNA from Hyalella azteca, 3483 nucleotides. RefSeq lists its product as uncharacterized. The coding region runs from base 1 to 3483 and encodes 1160 amino acids. The record is from RefSeq and is a predicted model, not a curated record. The transcript has 3 exons. Lineage: Eukaryota; Metazoa; Arthropoda; Malacostraca; Amphipoda; Hyalellidae.